Tarenaya hassleriana is the source of this 761-nucleotide messenger RNA. RefSeq lists its product as uncharacterized. Bases 75 to 599 code for a protein of 174 amino acids. The record is from RefSeq and is a predicted model, not a curated record. NCBI's taxonomy places the organism in Eukaryota, Viridiplantae, Streptophyta, Magnoliopsida, Brassicales, Cleomaceae. The transcript has a single exon.
CUUCGUCUCCAUUUCUCCACGAAAUUUACUUCCGUUUCAUCGCCAUUUCUCUCGUUCCUUUGAAUUUCAAAAUAAUGGGAAACUACGCUUCUUGCUCCCUAAGCAAGAACUCCUCCUCCUCCUCGCCGUCAGCCAAGGUGAUUCUCCCGGACGGCGAAGUGCAUGAAGUCUACGCGCCGACGAAGGCGGCGGAGAUCAUGAUGGAGAUUCCGAACCACUUCCUCGUCGAUGCCAAGGCUCUCAAGAUCGGCCGCAAGCUCAGCCCCCUCCCGGCCGAUGAGGACCUCGACCUCCGCCGGGGCUGCCGCGUGUACGUCGUUUUUCCGAUGAGGCGGGCCUCGUCGGCGGCUAACUCAUCCGACAUGGCACGGCUGUUCCUCGCCGCGGGGAAAAAACGCAGGCGAGGAGGGUCCGGAGGGGUGAGGGUGUCUCCCGGCGGAGAGGAUGAUGACGUCAGGCUUGUUUUCCCGGCGAGGAAGCUGAGCUUGGAAGACAUAGAGGAGGUCUCGGCGGCGGAGUUCAUGCAUCGGAUGUCAGUGUCUAAGUCUAAGAAGCCGCAGUUAGAGACUAUUGCAGAGGAAUCUGUCUCGUCAACAUGAUUUUUUUUUUUCUGCAGAAGCUCUCUUUUGUGAUUUUAACGCAGAAAGGAGGGGGGAUAUAUCGGUGGGGCUAUAGUUUCUUUGUGAACGCCUAAUGGCAUGAAAUGUAAUUUGUAUAUUGACAGGAAAGUGUUAGAUAUCGUCAUUUGUUUUGGUGAUCAA